GAUGGCAGUCCGGAGUUUCUAAAGUAACGCGUCUUGAAUACAGACCACGAUGACCUCGAAAGACAAGGAUGGUCCUAGUAUUGGACACUAUAUCCUCAAGGCCUCUACCAUCGCCCGCGCCCAUACUAUCUUUGCCUACACUGCUUUUACCUCAGCUCUUGCUCUCGGACUACUGCUUCAUUACAAAAAGAUUGUCAAAAAUGGGAUAGCCGGAUAUCCCGAGGAAUGGUUUCCUUCUGUAUCUGCCACAAUUGGCGACUGGUAUCCAGAGAGGAACGUGUUCCAAAUUGUGAUUGCAUUGACUUCCGGACCACGCAUUGCGCUUGUUUCCCUACAGUACUUUCUUCAGCGUUCGACUGAAUCAUCGCUCCCUGCCAUUGUAUUCGUCUCGGGUAUUAUCCGCACGCUGAGUUGUGGGGGAUGGGUCUACAUAACAUCCAGUGAUGACCACGACGCACACGACAUCUUUAUGAUCACGUAUAUAGUGCUCAAUCUACCUUGGAUGAUUGGAGGCAUAUAUUCAACAACCAUAAAAUGUCCAAGUGUUCGGAGAAAACGAUCUGUCAUCGCUUCAGCAUUUUUCUUGGCUAUCGUGCCUCUGGUGUAUUUCUUCAUUCAGCACAAAGUCUAUCGAAUUCCCGGAGCUUACACGCAUUACAGUUUUUUCGAGUGGGGGCUUAUUUUCUUCGAUGUUUUGUAUGAUGCGUGCGCAGAGGAGGAGUUCCGACUGAACAAUUUACAUGUCGCCAUCGGAGACUUGAAAUCAGUGAAUGGUAGUGCUGCACCUACGCAGGUAAAGUACAUUCACAUCGGAGGAUCCCCUUCCCGCCAUGAAAGAUCAGAAUCACCGAAAAUAAGAAGUCUUCCAGCCUCAAAUUGGGUGGCGUCCUUGGUUUCGUUGUAUCGACCAUAUGUCAGCUUUACUUCAGACCUUUAUCUAUCAUACAUUUUCUGGUCGAUUUUCACAUCACUGAUCCCGACAUUGUUCUACUUCUCUGUUUGGGAACUUGCGAUUGCUGGGUCUGAAUUAGCUUUGUUUUCGACUCUUUCCCCGAUAUGGCUAUCUAUACCUACAAUAUUGAAUUGGGCUCAUACACGAGGUGGUCAGACUAUUAUGCGUCUGCUUUCAUUCACUGGCGUGGCUGCCUAUGUUCUUCAAUCACCUCUUCAUCGUCUGUUCCUCGUAGCGUUUGCAACGUCGGCUGCCAUGAUACCUCAAGUCGUAACCUGGGCUGAUAAUCCUGGCUAUCAAAGCAUAAUGACCGGCUUAGGUCUUAUGUUGUCUUCCUUGUCUAAACACGUUAACCAUUCCAACAAUCCAGUUUGGCCGUUUAUCGAUGAAAGGUCUGGUGGUUAUAACAAAGAAGGCCUGCUCCUCGCCUUCCUCGCAUUAUAUGAAUUCUUCACUAGACCCGAUGAAGAGGGACGAUCACCCGAAUCCGAAAAAAAUGACUCCGCUCAGCCUGUAUCUGCUACUCAUUGGCUUUUGGGAGCGUUACCUUUAGGAAGCUUCAUUUUCAUCCUCCAUUCGUUGUUCGCAGAUCCCAGCACACUGAUAGCUUGGUCUUGGACCGGAUAUGAAAAUGGACGCCCCAGAGGACCACUACCCCAUCUUCAUGGAUCACUUACUCUCCUCUGUCAGUCUAUCGGUCUGCUAAUUGCCUUGCAAGCCGUGGCGAGGUCGAAAGUGCACCUGUUGGCGAAUCCACUUUGGUUUGUCUUUGGAAGCGCAAGCUCUUAUGUAAUGUACACCCAUAGAAAUUGGCUUGGAUAUCUCGGAGGAUUAGGACUUGCUAUCUUCGUCAUGGGAUCUUCACCGUUGAUACUGCAUAACGCGAGCUCAACUCGUGCAGUAUUCAAAACGUCUUUCACCGCAAUGUUAGUCUAUUGUUUGCUGGCUCUUGCAAACGUUUGGACAGUCGCGUACGCUUUUGUUCCUGGAGGUGUAUAUCUUCGUGAACGGACAGAUUUGGUAACUAUCGCUCAAAUAGUUUGUCUGGUUCCAGCUUUCAAGUGGCCAGCUCUUGGGAAUCGACAGAGUAGUGCAACUGCCUUGACAAGCACAAUCUCUUCAUGUACUCGGACUGCACUGGCUCUGAUGUCUAUCGUGGCUGUGCUAGCUUCGCUUUAUCGACUUCCAACUGCUCCAAUCCAGCCCUUCAGAGCAGGCCACCGAAUACUGCGUGCGGGAAUCUGGACGAUACACUUUGGCAUUGACAACGAGGGUCGGGAUAGUCAGCGUCGUGUGAUGAAUCUCAUAAAAGGCAUGGAACUUGAUGUUGUCGGGCUUCUUGAGACAGACCUACAUCGUACUGUCUACGGCAAUCGUGAUCUUACCAGAGUCAUCAUAGAGGAUAUGGGCUAUAACGUGGACCUUGGACCAGGUCCUAACUCUCAUACGUGGGGUGCUGUGCUCCUUUCCAAAUUCCCGAUAAUCAACUCUACACAUCACCUCUUACCUUCACCUCACGGAGAGCUAGCUCCCGCUAUAGAAGCUGUUUUAGAUGUGUAUGGCACAUCUGUCACAGUUAUUGUUUCACACAAUGGCCAAGAGGAAGAUCCUUUGGAUCGUGAAUUACAGAGCAAAGAGUUGGCAAGAAUAAUGUCAGAAGCGUACCCAAGACCGGUUAUCUUUCUUGGUUACGUAGUUACGCGUCCGCAUGCACCUAGGCCCAACCCUUACCAGAUUCUUGUCGAGGAUGGUAACGUCCACGAUGUCGACCAAGAAGAUCAUGACAGAUGGUGUGAAUAUAUUUUGUACCGUGGUUUGUAUCGAACUUCGUACGCCCGCAUAUCGCGAAGCACUGUCACAGAUACGGAAAUGCAAGUCGCGCAGUUUGUUCUUCCAAGACAUGGAAGAGGUGUUACAAACGAGACCGAGUCAGCGAGGUAUCUCAGAUCGCGUAAGGAAGGGCUGCCUCCACAACAUUGGUUCCCCAUGGCAUAUUACGGAAAUCGAAGAUGGGGAGGAGUCAACGGCCAUUUCUACCAUGUAUUCGACACGCCUUUGUACUACGCGAUUCCGGAAGGGGCUGAGAUAUAACUGACCUUGAUAUUGAGCCUAUAGAUAAGAGAUUGGUGAUGUUUGUAUGUCUAAGUACUGUAUAUCAGUGUUGUGCAUUCUAUCUCCUGUAUCGUCCUCCAUAAAAUGUCUAUUCUUACAUUCUCUGA
Messenger RNA from Lentinula edodes (shiitake mushroom), 3171 nucleotides. Its product is annotated as Frag1/DRAM/Sfk1 family-domain-containing protein. The transcript is spliced from 23 exons. The coding region runs from base 50 to 3043 and encodes 997 amino acids. Gene Ontology annotation, biological process: fungal-type cell wall organization; GPI anchor biosynthetic process. Gene Ontology annotation, cellular component: endoplasmic reticulum. NCBI's taxonomy places the organism in Eukaryota, Fungi, Basidiomycota, Agaricomycetes, Agaricales, Omphalotaceae. The record is from RefSeq and is a predicted model, not a curated record.